This is a messenger RNA of Papaver somniferum (opium poppy), 1878 nucleotides long. Its product is annotated as omega-hydroxypalmitate O-feruloyl transferase-like. The record is from RefSeq and is a predicted model, not a curated record. The transcript has 2 exons. The coding region runs from base 660 to 1586 and encodes 308 amino acids. Gene Ontology annotation, molecular function: acyltransferase activity, transferring groups other than amino-acyl groups. NCBI's taxonomy places the organism in Eukaryota, Viridiplantae, Streptophyta, Magnoliopsida, Ranunculales, Papaveraceae.
AUACGCUCAUGGAAACCUUAAUCCAUCAAGUAUGCUUCCCGACUUACUUCCUACAAAACUCAAACUCAUCUAAUUUCAAAAGAAAAACCUUGUCCGAAUUGUAUCCAUUUCAAACAAAACCUUCGAAAUUUGGCUUCAUUUUUGCGCCACUACACGUCGUAAAAUGUGUGAAAGCAAAUUCCAAUCCGGGUCUGGGGAACAAAAAAAUGUUGGAAUCCUUUCCUUCAAUAGAUCCCCAUAAAGAUCUCAAGGUCGAAGUGCAAAACGCUUCAAUGGUCGUACCAUUAGACGUAACCGAAAGAAGGUCAAUGUUUCUAUCAAAUAUAGAUCAAUCUGUUAGUAAUAUUUACUGUGGUGGAAUACUUUUUUUUAGUUCUAAUCCAAAUUUCCCACCUGAUUUAAUAACCAAGAAACUUGAAUGUGGAUUGAAAAGAUUACUUGCAGAACAUUACGAUUUUUUAGCAGGAAGGUUGAAAUGGGACAGUAAACAAGGACGUUUUGAAAUUGAUUGUAAUUUGGCCGGAGCAGGUUUCAUUACGGCAUCUAGCAAGUUGUCACUGGAAGAGGUUGGAGACUUACAGUGCCCCGAUCCUGCUUUUGAAUAACUUGCGCCUCAAAAUUGGAAUCAUUUUUGGCCCAAAGAUCAUCCUCUUUUUAUAAUGCAGGUGACUUCAUUCAAGUGCGGUGGAAUUUCUCUGGCAUUAGUCUAUAACCACAAAGCAUUUGAUGGAAUUGGAUGCAUGGUUUUCAUGGAACAUUUAGCAUCUAUGUCUGCGGAUAGUCCUGAUCUACCCUACCCUCCUACCAAUACCCGUCACCUUUUAGAUGCUCGAACACCAUCCUGUGUCACCCAAAAGCACGUCGAGUUAAUUGAUCUAGGUAGUACCUUACAUGCAUCAACACCGUCGAUUUUCAUAUCAAAAACAGAUAAUCUUCAGCGUAAAAACCUUCUUUUAACAGCGGAAGACAUUGAAAACUUGAAGAAGCAAGCAAUGGUAUCAACUUGCAUUAGCGACACAAAAGAGGAUAAAUUUGAUUCUGGUGUCAUCACUAGUUUCAACGUCGUUGCAGCGCAUACAUGGCGCUGCAUGGCAUCACUCAAGUCCAAUAAAGAAAAUUCAGAAAAGCCGUCAACUUUUCUAUUCCCAGUAAACAUACGAGCUCGUUUAAGGCCACGGUUGCCACCGUCAUAUAUAGGGAAUACGCUUGUGAAUGGCUAUGGAAUGGCAAUGUACAAAGAAAUCGCUGAGAAGCCGUAUGCAUAUUUGGUGGGGAAAAUAGCAGAAGGAGCCAAAAGAGUGAAAGAUGAGUACAUAAGGUCUCUGAUUGAUUGGAGAGAGUUGCACAACGGGUACGUUCAUGGAGAUGUAAUGUUAACAUCGUGGUGGAAGAUCCCAUUCACAGAUUUAAAGUUUCCCUGGGGCAAGCCGCUAAAUAUCUGUCCCAUUGCGCAUCAAUGGAGCAAUUUAAUGAUAUUAAUGCAAGAUAACAGAGAAGUGGAGAACAAAGGAGUGAAUAUAUAUGUUUCUCUACCUAAAGAAGAUAUGGAGAAAUUUCAGAAUCUCUUCUACGAGCUCCUUUUAUGAAGAUCAUCCACUUAUCAACUGCACGCUACUUAAAUUACUGUUUAAUAUGUGACAAUCAUGCUUCAAAGAAUAAGAUUAGUGCAAAAACAAAAAAUAAAAAACAAUGCCAUAAUCACUCUUUAAUUAAGGGUGCAUUUCAUUGUUUUAUUCCAUUCCAUCAACGUGUGUGUAUAGGAAUUAGAAACAAUUAUGAAGUAAGCCCAUUUCAUGUUUCGAUUAAUAUCUUCUCGGCCCACAGUACUAUAGUUUGUCUUCAGCUCUACAAGUCAAGAAGCAAUUUCUUUUUGUUGAA